Messenger RNA from Eubalaena glacialis (North Atlantic right whale), 1164 nucleotides. It is a transcript of the gene ENDOV, whose product is annotated as endonuclease V. Gene Ontology annotation, biological process: DNA repair. Gene Ontology annotation, molecular function: RNA endonuclease activity producing 5'-phosphomonoesters, hydrolytic mechanism; single-stranded RNA binding. NCBI's taxonomy places the organism in Eukaryota, Metazoa, Chordata, Mammalia, Artiodactyla, Balaenidae. Gene Ontology annotation, cellular component: cytoplasm; nucleolus. The transcript is spliced from 10 exons. The record is from RefSeq and is a predicted model, not a curated record.
GCGCGGCGCUCCGGAAGUGACGCCACCGGAAGGGGCGCUCAGGGCCGCGCCAUGGCCCGAAAGGUGGUUGGGAGGCCGCCGGAGGAAACACUGUCUCUCUGGAAACGGGAGCAAGCCCUGUUGAAGACACUUGUCGUGGACCGGGACACGGAGGCGUGGCAGCGGGACCCCGCUUUUUCGGGUCUGCAGAGGGUCGGGGGCGUGGAUGUGUCCUUUGUGAAGGGCGACAGUGUCAGCGCCUGCGCCUCCCUGGUGGUGCUCAGCUACCCUGAGCUCGAGGUGAUGUAUGAGGACUGUCGCAUGGUGAGCCUGACAGCCCCCUACGUGUCAGGCUUCCUGGCCUUCCGAGAGGUGCCCUUCCUGGUGGACGCGGUGCAGCAGCUGCGGGAGAAGGAGCCCCGCCUCAUGCCCCAGGUCCUUUUUGUGGAUGGAAAUGGGGUGCUCCACCACCGAGGCUUUGGGGUAGCCUGCCACCUUGGUGUCCUCACAGACCUGCCCUGCAUCGGGGUGGCCAAGAAACUCCUGCAGGUGGAUGGGCUGGAGAACAACGCUCUGCACAAGGAGAAGAUACGGCUCCUGAAGGCUGGAGGAGACUCAUUUCCUCUGAUGGGAGGCUCCGGGACCGUCCUGGGCAUGGCCCUGAAGAGCCACGACCACAGCACCAAGCCCCUCUAUGUCUCUGUGGGCCACAAGAUGAGCCUGGAGGCAGCCGUGCGCCUGACCCAUGGCUGCUGCAAGUUUCGGAUCCCGGAGCCCGUGCGCCAGGCUGACAUCCGCUCCCGAGACUACAUCCGCAGGACCCUGGGAGUCCAAGGGGCCCCUGCCUUGCAGCCGGAAAGGAGCAAGAAGGCACAGAGGCCAAAGGCAUGCCCCCAGGGAGUCUGAGAAGAGCCCGCAGGUUCUCCAUCUCUGAGAGCAUUUUCUGCCAAGGAUGGGAAUGAGCCCCAUCAGAAGAAAUGGCCCAAACUCCAACAGAGAAUUUGGGGAAGAGGAAAGGAAGCGCUUUGGGGGGUGGGAAGUCAAAAGAUGAAGGGAUUGUGGGACCCACCCUUCCCCUUGGGCAGGAGGGGCAGGGCAGCUUCUCCUGCCUCCUGGACUUGGAGAUCUUGGGGGUCUGAGGUGCAGGGGGGCCUGCGAGCCCUCAAGGAGAUGGGGUGUUCAUGA